This is a messenger RNA of Melopsittacus undulatus (budgerigar), 1126 nucleotides long. RefSeq names its product BARX homeobox 2 (gene BARX2). Lineage: Eukaryota; Metazoa; Chordata; Aves; Psittaciformes; Psittaculidae. Gene Ontology annotation, molecular function: DNA binding; DNA-binding transcription factor activity, RNA polymerase II-specific. The record is from RefSeq and is a predicted model, not a curated record. Gene Ontology annotation, biological process: regulation of DNA-templated transcription. The coding region runs from base 283 to 1104 and encodes 273 amino acids. The transcript is spliced from 4 exons.
AGGGAGCGGCCCGGCCCGACGGAUCCUCCCCACCCGGCGCAGGGUAACAAUGGUGCUGGCCGGGGAGCUGCGGGCGCUGUGAUUGACACUCGGGGCGUCGUGAUUGACAGCCGGGGCGUCCUAAAAAGGCUGCGGAGAGAUGCUUAUCGCAGGGUUUAUAUAGCGGGGGAGCCGAGCGGAGCGGAGCCGAGCGGGGAGGAGGAAGAAGAGGAGGAGAAGGCGGCCGAUGCGCCGGGGACCGCGGGUCCCGCAGCGCCCCGCAGCCCCGGGGCCGGCCCCACCAUGCACUGCCAGCCGCAGCCCCGGCUCUCCGCUCCCGGCCGGCAUAGGGCAGGCAGGAGGCGCUACAAGACCUUUAUGAUCGACGAGAUCCUCUCCAAGGAGACCUGCGAUUACUUCGAGAAACUUUCCCUCUACUCCGUCUGUCCGUCCCUCCUCGUCCGGCCCAAGCCGCUGCACUCCUGCGCCGGCUCCCCUUCCCUGCGGGCAUACCCUCUCAUCUCCGUCAUCGCCCGGCAGCCCUCGGUGGUCCCUCACCUGGUCCCUGCUGCCACCAGCUCCCGUGUGCUGCCAGCCCAGACCCCAUCGGGCACUGCCAGCUCCGAGGCACCGGCCAGUGAGACCCAUGGCAGCAGUGAGUCGGAGGCAGAGCAGCCCACACCUCGGCUCAAGAAGCCGCGCCGGAGCAGAACCAUCUUCACUGAGCUGCAGCUGAUGGGCUUGGAGAAGAAGUUCCAGAAGCAGAAGUAUCUCUCUACCCCUGACAGGUUGGACUUAGCCCAGUCGUUGGGGCUGACACAGCUGCAGGUGAAGACGUGGUACCAGAACCGUAGGAUGAAGUGGAAGAAAAUGGUGCUGAAGGGUGGACAGGAAGCUCCAACAAAGCCCAAAGGCCGUCCAAAGAAAAACUCCAUUCCCACCUCGGAAGAGAUAGAAGCAGAAGAGAAAAUGAACAGUCAGGCUCAGAGUCAGGAGCUGGAGGGAUCUCAAGCCCCCGAGGAGCCUAAAGUGACAGAGGAGAAGCCAGAAGACUCUUUGGAGACAGAGGAGUCUCCAGAACAUAUACCAGAGCCCUCCUCACAGGAGACUACACCAUCAAGUUAAAAGGGGAAGAAAAGAGGGGAAA